Molecule: messenger RNA, 1631 nt
Organism: Suncus etruscus (white-toothed pygmy shrew)
Lineage: Eukaryota; Metazoa; Chordata; Mammalia; Eulipotyphla; Soricidae
Gene: NFKBIE
Product: NFKB inhibitor epsilon
Exons: 6
Coding region: 1-975 (324 amino acids)
Biological process (GO): cellular response to lipopolysaccharide; signal transduction
Cellular component (GO): cytosol
Molecular function (GO): protein binding
Source: RefSeq, a predicted model, not a curated record
AUGUCGGCGGCGCCGAAGGGGCCGGACGAGGCGGACGAGGGCCAGUGCGACUCGGGCAUCGAGUCCCUGCGCUCCCUGCCCAAGGAAGACCCCGACGGGGAGCGCGCGGACUCCUCCUACGGCUCGUCCUCGCUCACGGAGCCCCCCUGGCCUUGGCCCCGGGACCCCGACCCGGAGCCCCCGGCCCCUGACGCCCCAGGGCUCGGCCUGCAGCAGCUGGAAGCGCUCACCUACAUCUCCGAGGAUGGGGACACGUUGGUCCACUUGGCUGUGAUUCAUGAAGCACCAGCCGUGCUGCUCUGUUGCCUGGCUCUGCUGCCUCAGGAGGUCUUGGACAUUCAGAACAACCUCUACCAGACAGCGUUGCAUCUAGCUGUUCAUCUGGACCAGCCGGAUGCAGUUCGGGCUCUGGUGCUGAAGGGGGCCAGCCGGGUGCUCCAGGACCGGCAUGGGGACACAGCCCUGCAUGUGGCCUGCCAGCGCCAGCAUUUGGACUGUGCCCGCUGCCUGCUGGAAGGGCAGCCAGAAGAAGGCAGAGGAUCACUUCACUCUCUAGACCUCCAACUGCAAAACUGGCAAGGUCUGGCCUGUCUCCACAUCGCCACCUUGCAGAGAAACCAGCGGCUCAUGGAACUACUGCUCCAGAAUGGAGCUGAGAUUGAUGCUCAGGAGGGCACCAGUGGGAAGACAGCAUUGCACCUGGCCGUGGAGACCCAGGAGCGGGGUUUGGUGCAGUUCUUGCUCCUGGCUGGUGCCCGAGUGGACGCCCGCAUGCUCAACGGGUGCACGCCCCUGCAUCUCGCUGCUGGCCGAGGCCUGGGGAGCAUCUCCUCCACUCUGUGCGAGGCAGGGGCUGACUCCCUGCUGCGGAACGUGGAGGAUGAGACGCCACAGGACCUGGCAGAAGAUCCCCUAGCUCUUUUACCCUUCGAUGACCUGAAGAUCUCAGGAAAGCCACUGCGGUGUGCAGAUUGAAAACCAAGGCAGGGUCGGUACCCCAGGGGUUCUGCCUUGCUCCUCUGGAAGCUACAGCUUUCCUCCAGGCACGUGACCUUCCAGUGUCCCUGAGACUGCUGAGGACAGAGCCUGCAGACAGCAGGCAUGAGCUAAGAGGACAAACCCAAAAUGAGUGCCCGUCUGAAAAGCAGUCUUCUCCUGACAGCAGAGAGUCUGGGAUGGAGGCCUCCUUUUGCCACCACCAACCCCCAGCCCAGCCCUAGAUGACUUGAAGGAAGUAUGACAGCCUCUCUUGAGGUUGGCCGGGGCUCGUUUCUACCCGUGUUAUUGAGUCAGUUUGGAACUGUCAACCUGUAGGAAAGCAUGGAUGCCCCCCCACAGCCCAUGUAGGGAGAGACUGAAAUAGGAAGGAGCAGGAGCCUGAGGGAGUCCCCCUCACUGCUGAGAACUCUUAUGCAAAGACUUGACACAGAAGCCCCCGAAACGAGCCGUUGGGGAAGAGGAACUUUGAAUGACACGACACUAAAACUGCAGAGACUCUGCAUGCUCCACUCCAGUUGUUUUGCAUAUCUGCAUGUCUGUGUAUUGGGAAAUUUUGUGCGGGCCACCCUGUGACCUGGUGGUGGCAGCAAGGAGAAGGCUGGAUUCGUGUGAAGGGGGUAGAGGAACCCACA